UGUCUUGUUGUCUACAACUCAAGUCUAGAGAAUUUUGUGAUUUUUAUGUGAUCUAUCAUACGAAGACUGUGCUUUUAUGUCCUAAACGUUUCAAUUACAAGAAACAUUUAUUUAUAAUUAAAUAUUUUUAAUGUUUUAUUAAUUCAAAUAAUAUGGAACAGAGCAGGGAAGAAAUCCUGGCUAAUUUUCAGGCAUGUACAGGAAUUGAAGAUAUUGCAGAAUGUUUGCAUAUUUUAGAUGAAUCUGAUUGGGAUUUAAUGAGAGCAGUAAAUCAUGCAAUUCCAUUUGAAGCUCCACCAAAUGAAUCAACAACAGCAACAGUGGCAACGAGUAUUGAUGACGAUGAUUUGGAAGUAAUAGCCGGGGCAUCAUCAUUUAAUGUUUUACCAACACGCCGUUCAACACGAUUACAAAUGCCUGAAGCAUCUACGUCCAAACCAAAGAGUUCAAGUCGAAAUUUGAAAUUCACUGUCCAUUGUAAAGAUCAUCUUAUUCUUACAUAUAAUUUACCAGAUACUUCAACAGUUUUAGACUUAAAGCAUUUAAUAGCAUCAGGCGUUUCAAUACCGCCAUGUCGGCAAAUUCUCAGUGGUUGGGUUCGUACACCUUCAAGUGACAGUACGGUAUUAGCAAAUUUAAACUUGCCAAUGGAGAACGUAAUAUUUUUGAGUGCAUUACCUGCUCCACCAGUUCCAAUGGAUGAAGAUGAAGAAAUUGAUAUGAGCGAACGUUUAACGAGACAUUAUAUAUUGAAUAUCCGUGAUGAAUCAUCAAAUAAAUCAUAUAAUUUAAAAUUUCCUGGUACCAAAACAAUACUAGAAGUAAAAAACGAUGUUUACACAUUAACUGAUAUACCGGCACGACAUCAAGUAUGGUCUGGGUGGCCACCAUCAAUAGACGAUAAUACUUGUCUUGCUCUAACCGGUAUAUCAUAUCCAUCACAUGACCUCACGGUUAAACGAUCAGUUAUACAAAGUACAAGUAGAAAUUCAGUGAAAAAUACGGACAGAGAGAAACAUCGAAAGAUUUUGGUGGAUUUAGUUGAUAGCGAUACAAGUUCAGUUGAAGAAUUCGAAGAUGCCUCUGAAAGUUUUAAUAUUGAAGAUGAUAUAUUUAUUGAUAACGUAGAAACUAAAAAAGUUGAACCACUCAUUCCAGAUAAUGUAGAAGAUGAAGCUAUUGGUUGUAUACAUUUCUCAGAAAGAUUUACUUCACGGUAUGGUGGAGUACAUCCAGCAUUUUUUACUGGAACUCUUGAAGAUGCUAUUAAAGAAGCAUGCAUUAAACCUGCCAAAGAUAGACGCUUAUUAGCUUUGUACUUACAUCAUGAUGCAAGCGUAUUGUCAAAUGUAUUUUGCACGCAAUUAUUAGGUUUUGAAUCUGUAUUGCAAACAUUUGAAGCGAGUUUUGUUGUUUGGGGUUGGGAUGUAACAAAUGAUGGAAAUAAAACCAAAUUAUUAUCAUCGGUUAGUAAUAAUUUAGGUAGUGUAGCUGCAAUGACAAUAAGAAAUAUUCCAGUUGAAAAAUAUCCAGUGUUAAUACUUAUUAUGCGUAUGAGAUCUGCUACAGAAAUUUUCACAGUUAUUCAUGGUAAUGUUGGAGUUAAUGAACUUGUCGGGGGAUUAAUGGAAGCUGUUGAAGUUUGGAGUGAACAGCAACGUAUUGAAAUGAGAGAAGAACAAGAAAGAGCUGAUAGGGAGUUAGUUAAACGAGAACAAGAUGAAGCAUAUCGUGAAAGUCUUGAAGCCGAUAGAGCAAAAGAAGCUGCUAGAAAAGAACAAGAAGCACAAAUUGAAGAAGAACGUCGUCGGAUAGAAUCUGAAAGACAAGAAGCAGCUGCAAUUCGCGAAGCACAUAGAAAAAAUCUUGAAAGUAAUUUACCAGCGGAACCAUCUGGUGCAAGUGGGGAUGGAAUUGCUCAAAUUAGAUUUCGAUUACCGAAAGGACAAGUACUUGAUAGAAAGUUUUUAAGUUCAUCUACGUUACAAGUUCUAUUAAAUUAUUUAACAGUUAAAGGAUAUCCUCCUGAUGAAUAUAAAGUAAUAUCUAGCUGGCCAAGAAGAGACUUAACAACAGUUGAUCCUGAGAAAACUCUACUGGAAUUAAAAUUAUACCCACAAGAAACUGUGAUGAUUGAAGAACGAUAAUUUAUUUCACUUUUACUAAAAUAUGUAUUAUUUAUAAUAUCUUAUAACAAAAAAAAAUGAUACUUGAAAAAUCAUUAUUUACUGUCAAACACAUAAUGAUGCUCGAUAAAAACAAAUGAAAAGUAUGUAAAUAUUAAUUGUUUCUCAAUAAUAACAGACCACCACAACAUUUUUAUUAAUUAAUAAUUAAUAGUAUUAUUAUAUUAUAUAAACAAAAACAAAUUGUUUAAAAUAUUACUAUAUAAAUAUAAAUUAAUUUUUUACUGUACAAAUAUGUCAAAAACUUAAAAAAAAACAAAAACAAAGAUCGAGGACGAGGCGUGGUAUUUAGCAGAAAUUU
Molecule: messenger RNA, 2487 nt
Organism: Chrysoperla carnea
Lineage: Eukaryota; Metazoa; Arthropoda; Insecta; Neuroptera; Chrysopidae
Gene: casp
Product: FAS-associated factor 1
Exons: 11
Coding region: 153-2147 (664 amino acids)
Cellular component (GO): endoplasmic reticulum; nucleus
Molecular function (GO): ubiquitin binding
Source: RefSeq, a predicted model, not a curated record